GUUUCCACUACCUGCGCGAUCACCACCACCCCAGAUAUACAACAGUAAACACCACCAUCACAGCCACCAUGGAUGCAUCCAGACACCAUCGGGAUGAAUAUUGGAGCUACAGAUCUCGAUCGCGCUCACUAUCACGCUCGCGACCGGUAUACUCCUCACACUCCCCUCCCCCCCAGCAUUCUCGACGUCGCGAUCACCAUCGCCGCCACCGCCGUGCCAGCGAUGACAGAGACGCACGGUCCCGUUCCCCAGAAAGAAGAAACAGGAAGCACAGCAGGCGAGAACAAGAAAGACGGGCAGUGGCAGCACCAGUCACCCUCCCCUUCGAUGCCAGGCCGCUAUCCAAGCACGACUUGCAGCUUCUUGAGCCCAUGUUCGCGCUGUAUCUGGAUAUACAGAAGAACAUUGAUAUAACGGAUCUGGAUAAGCGGGAGGUAAAGGGCAGGUGGAAGAGUUUUAUGGGGAAAUGGAACCGUGGAGAACUCGCCGAGGGCUGGUACGAUCCGAGCACGUUCCAAAAGGCACAGCAAGACAGCGCGGCCGGAAAUUACCAGCGUGUCUCUUCGCCUGGAGCCCGGGCUUCCCCGGAUUAUGGAGAACGUUACGCAAAACCUGGUAGGAAGGAUACAAGUGAAACCCGGCGGGAGCGCUCAACCAGCAGUGUCAUAUCAUUAGACCGAAGAUCCAAAGACACAGAAGAAAACGAAGACGAAGACGAGGAAGAAGAAUCAUACGGCCCCAAGCCCCCAACACCUGACUCCUCACUUGCCAUCGCCAGAAGUAGCGGGGCAGAUCAAAAAUCUGGCCCGACAAUCCCAAGCUUCCAAGACCUACAACUACAACGAGAAUCCGAAAAACAAUCUCAAACAACCACUUUCAUAACACAGCGCAAGGAAACCUCCCUCGCCCGGGCCGCCCACAAGGCUCAAAUACGCUCUGCAGAGGAAGAAAUCGCCCCGCGCGCUGAACCCGGCACUCGCGAGCGGCGCUUGGAAAAGAAGCGCGAGACCGCCGCUGCCAAUCGUGCUUUUGCAGAGUCGAAGACGGGCGGUGACGAUGAUGGUAUAGUAGGGGAUGACGAGCUGAUGGGCGGUGGCGGUGCAGGUGGAGACGAUCUUGCGGCACUGAAGAAGCAGAGGGAGAAGGAGAUGCGAAAGAAGAAUGAGAGGGAGAUUCGGCGGGAGGAAUUGUUGAGGGCGCGGGCGGCGGAAAGGGAGGAGAGGUUGAAAGCGUACAGGAGGCGGGAAGAGGAGACAAUGAGUGUGCUGAAGGCGUUGGCCAAGCAAAGAUUUGGCUGAGGAGUCUAUACCCAACUAUCAGCAGGUAAAUGAGCAGCGAGCUUUCAAGAUGUUAAUUUAUAACCCGAUUUUAUCUAUGUUAUAUAGGCUAUGAGGCUAUUCUUGAUAACAACCUAAGUAAUAUAUCCCUUCAACGCCUAACCUCCCUGAAAGCCAUUACACCGAGCAUCGAACCUCGAGACCCCGCGCUGGGAAAGCAAUAUGUAUAUAUGUACAGGGAAUUUCAUAAAAUUCAAGUGUAACAUCAAGUCGUCAUUACCGAGGCUUUUAAAAGACUCUCUAUCUUUUUUUUCCAAUCAUUUUUGAUCAUCUCGAAUUUCA
This is a messenger RNA of Blastomyces gilchristii SLH14081, 1619 nucleotides long. RefSeq lists its product as uncharacterized. Bases 69 to 1298 code for a protein of 409 amino acids. The record is from RefSeq and is a predicted model, not a curated record. The transcript has 3 exons. NCBI's taxonomy places the organism in Eukaryota, Fungi, Ascomycota, Eurotiomycetes, Onygenales, Ajellomycetaceae.